AUGGGAACAGAUAAACGAUGCACUGCAGAGAACCAUCACCACCUGAUCUGUUCAUCCUCCUUGGCUGUGAGAAUCCUGAACAACAGCAUCAUGAGUCUGAGGAACAAACGCAGAAGCCGCUCUGAGCAUCACUUCUCUGCAAGAAGCUUCACCAGACCAGCUUUGGGAUCUUCCACCAACCCUAAAACCAGCAACUCUGAGCUGGUGACGGCAGUGUCCGUCAACAAGAGCCUGCUCGCCCCUCUCAACUUAGAAAUCGACCCCAAAAUCCAAGCUCUUCGCAAUCAGGAGAAAGACAAGAUCAAGGGCCUCAACAACCGCUUUGUCUCAUUCAUAGAUAAAGUAAAAAGGAUUGUCACAGGUCUAAGGGAAACUAGCUUUUUGGAGCUCAGAGGCUACAUUUUGGACUGAGUUGUUGUUGUUUUGUCUCCCAGGUCCGACUCCUGGAGCAGCAGAACAAACUUCUGAAAACCAAGUGGAAACUGCUGCAGGAACAGAGCGCUGCAUCCUCUGACAUCGAUCCGCUCUUCAACUCCUACAUCAGCAGCCUGCAACGACAGCUGGAGCAACUCAACAGAGACAAGCACGCUUUUGGCGUGGAAAAUGAACACAUGCACAAACUGGUGGAUGAUUACAGGGAAAAGUGAGUCUGCAGGUUGGACAUAGAGAUUUUUAGGGAAGAAGUGAUUAAAAUCUGACCAUGUGGUGAGAUGUUUUUGACUGUUUCAGGAUUGAAGAUGAAAGGAACAAGAGGACUGAUGCAGAGAAUUGUUUGGUCUACCUCAAAAAGGUGAGCACAAAACACCUUUAUCUUUAAUCUCAAGAUUUAUCCACAUAUAUCAAAUCUGAAUAAUUAGUGGAGUCAUUUAAAUCAGGUAACUGAAGCAUGUCACAUACAAAAGAGAAAAAAAAUUACCAAAACAGCAUUUAUUUUUUAAUUUACCAGGAUGU
Molecule: messenger RNA, 951 nt
Organism: Nothobranchius furzeri (turquoise killifish)
Lineage: Eukaryota; Metazoa; Chordata; Actinopteri; Cyprinodontiformes; Nothobranchiidae
Source: RefSeq, a predicted model, not a curated record